This is a messenger RNA of Daldinia caldariorum, 2236 nucleotides long. RefSeq lists its product as uncharacterized. The record is from RefSeq and is a predicted model, not a curated record. NCBI's taxonomy places the organism in Eukaryota, Fungi, Ascomycota, Sordariomycetes, Xylariales, Hypoxylaceae. The coding region runs from base 65 to 2125 and encodes 686 amino acids. The transcript has 4 exons. Gene Ontology annotation, molecular function: histone deacetylase activity.
UACAACUCUCCCCCAUCUUAUUCCAUUCUUUCCUAUUCACGUCUGGUUAAUUACACGAUCAACAAUGGCGCACGCGGCCCCCGUUGAUAUCUUCAAUGGUAAUGGCAUCGCCUUGGGAGCUCCGUCUCCUAAGAAAGUUGCUUAUUUUUAUGAUUCCGACAUUGGUAAUUUUGCCUACGUCUCGGGCCACCCCAUGAAACCUCAUCGCAUCCGCUUGGCACACAGCUUGAUUAUGAACUAUGGCGUCUAUAAGAAAAUGGAAAUCUACCGUGCGAAACCUGCGACGCGACUCGAGAUGACCCAGUUCCACACAGACGAGUAUAUCGAUUUCUUGCAGCGAGUUACCCCCGAGAAUAUGGACAAUUUCCAACGAGAGCAAGGCAAAUACAACGUUGGAGACGACUGCCCCGUAUUCGAUGGCCUAUUCGAAUUUUGUGGAAUAAGUGCUGGUGGUAGUAUGGAGGGUGCUGCCCGGCUUAACCGACAGAAGUGUGAUAUCGCUGUCAACUGGGCAGGUGGCCUCCAUCACGCCAAGAAGUCGGAGGCUAGUGGCUUCUGCUAUGUAAAUGAUAUCGUUCUCGGAAUCCUCGAACUCUUACGAUUUAACAAGCGUGUCUUAUACGUUGAUAUCGAUGUACACCAUGGAGAUGGUGUCGAGGAAGCAUUUUAUACCACCGACAGAGUCAUGACUGUGUCUUUCCACAAGUACGGCGAAUAUUUCCCUGGUACGGGCGAGCUUAGAGAUAUCGGCAUUGGCCAGGGCCGUUACUACGCCACUAAUUUCCCUCUUCGCGAUGGUAUAGAUGACGCCUCGUAUAAGUCCAUUUUCGAGCCAGUCAUAUCAGCCGUCAUGGAAUAUUAUAACCCGGAUGCCGUUGUUCUACAAUGUGGCGGAGACAGCUUGUCCGGUGACCGUCUCGGUUGUUUCAACUUGAGCAUGGAUGGACAUGCGAAUUGUGUGAAGUUUGUGAAAAGCUUCAACCGUCCAACUCUAGUCCUUGGUGGCGGUGGCUACACGAUGCGUAACGUCGCCCGUACUUGGGCCUUCGAGACGGGUCUGCUUGUUGAUGCGCAUAUGGAUCGAACCUUACCAUUUAAUGAAUAUUACGAUUAUUAUGGGCCCGACUACUCGCUCGACGUUCGCGCUUCUAAUAUGGAAAACGCGAAUAGCCCCGAAUACCUAGAGAAGAUCAAAAACCAGUUGAUCGACAAUCUGCGACGCACCGCACAUGCCCCCUCCGUUCAGAUGCAGGAUGUGCCCCGUCAUUCCAUGGGAGCAAUAUCUGACGAGGAAGAAGCGGAGCUUGAUGACCUCGACGAGGAUGAGAACAAAGAUGUUCGUAUGAGCCAACGCCAAUGGGAACAACGCAUAGAAAGGGAUAACGAAUACGAGGAAAGCGACAAUGAGGAGUUAGAGAAGGCCAAUGGAGUUCUUAGAAACGGCAGCACGAGACGACAAUUUACCGACUAUCGCAAUUCAGACGUUGAAACCGAUAGCGGCGCCGCGACGCCUAAAACUGCUAACGGCUCCGUGGAGCACGUCAUGAAAUCCAAGGAGACGGACGACAUCGUCAUGGAAGAUAUAACAGAUAAAGAACCAGAGGUUGAGGCGAAUACUCGCGACAAUUCCCAGCCUCAGGAGAAGGAUGCUGAACACGGAGACAGUGCUGCUAACAACACCGACCAAGAAGAAGCAUCAAAAGAAGCCGAGGGGGUUGCUAAGUCCGAUAAAGAGGGUAGCGAAAGCGAAAAGACAGCCGCCGCCGAAAAUGAAUCCGCGACCGAAAAGGUAGAGGAACCCAAGGAGGUUGACGAGGCAAUGCAGGAUGUCGACGAAAGCAAAGCACCAGAAGAAGAGGCUGAAAAGGUUGAAAAGGCUGAAAAGGCACCCAGCGCGGUGCCAGAGGCCAAAGACACAGCAGAAGCUGAAAAGGUUGACCAGGAUGGUGACGUUGAUAUGGACGACCCAGUUGCCACCGCCCCAGAGCCCGAAGAAGAAGGUGAAGCAGACGCCAAGGACCAGCCCGCAGAAAAGACUGAUGCUAAAUCGCCAAGUCCUGCAGACUCUGCUAUCAAAGACAAAGACAAGGAAAAGGAAAAGGAAAAGGACGAUGCGAGCUCCUAAGAAGAUCCAAACACUAAUUUUGAUACCCACGGCGUUUUGAAUCUUCGCCUUUCCGAGUUUUUCUUAAAGCAGACAGUUGUACGGGAGAUGAACGGGACGGAAUAAGGGGCG